Columba livia (rock pigeon) is the source of this 1544-nucleotide messenger RNA. RefSeq names its product tRNA methyltransferase 10B (gene TRMT10B). The transcript has 8 exons. Gene Ontology annotation, cellular component: nucleus; nucleoplasm. Gene Ontology annotation, biological process: tRNA N1-guanine methylation. NCBI's taxonomy places the organism in Eukaryota, Metazoa, Chordata, Aves, Columbiformes, Columbidae. Gene Ontology annotation, molecular function: tRNA binding. Bases 41 to 1051 code for a protein of 336 amino acids. The record is from RefSeq and is a predicted model, not a curated record.
UCCGCCCACCGGCGGCAGCUCCGCCCCGAGCACCGCGCGGAUGGCGGGUGGCGGGGGCUGCCCGGCGGCCGAGCCCGAUGGGGACGCGGCGCUGGCCUGCGAGGCGCUGCGGCUGCUGCGGAUCGAGCCCGCGGCCCCGGGCGCGGCGCGGGCGGGCGGUUCGAGGAACGCGCUGCGGAAGCGGCGGCGCUGGGAGCGGGUGCUGGCGGCGCGCAGGGCCAAGCGGCGGCAGGAGCGGCAGCGGAGCCGCGCCCGGCGGGCACAGGGCGCAGGGGCUGCCGGCCGGGGCGGCGGCGCGGCCCGGGCUGCCCUCGCCAGGGAGCGGCUGCUGGAGGCGCGGGCGGCGGGACCCCGGCUCUGCGUGGACCUCGGCGUGGCCGCCCGCAUGUCGCACAAGGAAACCAGCCGCCUCGCCUCCCAGAUCAGGAGACUCUACGGGGCCAACCGGCGGGCCGAGAAGCCGUUUUGGCUCUACCUGACGGAGUUCGUGGCGGGCUCGCUGAUCUACGAGGAGUGUUUUCGCAUGAACGACGGCUUCUCCAGUUACCUGAUGGAUACAACUGAAGAAAGUUACCUGGAUCUGUUUCCUUCAGAUGCAAUUGUUUAUCUCACUCCUGACUCUGAGAAUGUCCUUGAAGAUAUUGACCCAAAUAAAGUGUACGUCCUCGGGGGCCUGGUGGAUGAAAGCAUUCACAAGAAGCUGACGCUGCGAAGGGCAGAGGAGCAGUCCUUGCGAACAGCCCGCCUGCCCAUCCGUGAGUACAUGGUCAAAGCUGCGAACAGCAAGAACUACCACUCGGAGACGCUGGCCAUUAAUCAGGUCUUUGAUGUCCUACUAACGUACCGCGAGACGCGAAGCUGGCCGGUGGCCCUGAAAGCUGGCGUUUCCUCUGGAAAAGGCUACGUGCUACCAGACGCAGUGAAAGAAGCGGAAAUGCCUCCGCAUGACAACGCGCAAGAAAACUCUUUAUUUUGUGAUGAUAAGGAGCGGCGUGUACAGGAGAAUCAAACUGCGGAUUUCAAGCAGAGGCAUGAGGAUGAAUGUGCAUAGAGAAAACAGCUCUGCUUAAGUCUUGUUUAAGGACCUUGUCAAGAGCGACACAUUCUACCUCAGCAGUGCGAUGCUGGAAAUGACGUUUCCCCCUGAGCAGAAAACAGAAGCUGACGGCGCCCUGGGAUCAAGUGAAAACCCACAGGAAUUCAGUUUUGCUUCUUUGCGGGUGGUUGUUAGAGUGUUCCUGGCUCUGUGUCAACACUGGUUCUGGGACAGGGAGGAGAGCUUUCAGGUAUUUGUUUCAUCUUUAUUAAACAGUGAGUAGGGUGAAGAUGGAAUAGCAAAGCUCGCUGGCGAGGGAGGUCCCUUGCCGUGAAAAGGACAGUGCUGUUCGGUCAGGGAAGACAGUGGGACGUGAUUCCCCAGUGCACCAUGUCCUAACAACUUCAAACCAGUUGAGUUGAAGACUCGGUGAGUUGCUGAAGCCUGUAGCUAAUCCUGUGCAUCUAUUAGUAAUCUAAAAAUCUAAAUUAAAACGUUUACACGUCAA